AUGAAUAAUAGCCGAAGUGUUGAAGAUAAUAUUAAAAAUAUUAGAGGCGGUUGGUACAAUACACGACGACAGUACCGAUCGGUUGCAUUUGGUACUUGGAAAGUUGGUGAUGCUCGAGAUUUGUCCAUUAAACGUGGUGUUUCGGAAGGUGAAGGACAAUUAGCUCGGUUAGUAAGAUUUAUCAUUGAAUAA
Loa loa (African eye worm) is the source of this 192-nucleotide messenger RNA. RefSeq lists its product as hypothetical. The transcript has a single exon. The record is from RefSeq and is a predicted model, not a curated record. Lineage: Eukaryota; Metazoa; Nematoda; Chromadorea; Rhabditida; Onchocercidae. The coding region runs from base 1 to 192 and encodes 63 amino acids.